GGUCUUAAUUAACCUUUAUGUGAAGAACUUAUUUUAAAAAUUGGUGAGUUGGUCAGAAUGGGUGUCAGUUCUGUUACUGAAAUGAGACGUCAUCUAAAGACCUUUCUUCAGACGGAAUUUAAUUCUAAUAACAUGCUGCAGAAGACAAACAAAUGAUUUUUCCUAAGUGAUAAGACCAUUGCAAAUCACAUGUUGAUAGCUAGACGAAAACUUCGCAAGUCCAUGAUAGAUCAAGAAUGUCUUUGGGAAAAAAUAAAUGAUUGGAAAAUUAAUUUUCAAGAUGCAAUGAUAAAAUUUAGACCAAAGGGAGGUAAUUCAGAAGAUAAUGAUCUUAAAAAUUUGUUGUUGUUUGUAUAUCAAGAUAUAUGGCAAAGAAGAUUACUAUUAAAAUAUGGGAAUGAGCUUGCUUUUCUUGAUGCUACAUACCGAACAACCAGAUAUGCACUACCUCUUUUUUUCCUCGUUGUUAAAACUAACAUUAAUUACCAAAUUGUUGCUAUAUUUGUGUGUGAACAUGAAACCACUGAAUCUAUUAAAGAAGCACUUAUGUGCAUCAAAGAAUGGAAUCCUUUAUUUCAACCAAAGUUUUUUAUUACUGAUUAUUCUAAUGAAGAAAUAAAUUCACUUGAAUCUGUGUUUUUAGGUUCUACAGUGUUUAUUUGUGAUUUUCAUCGAGAACAAACUUGGGAACGAUGGCUGUCUAAAACUGCUAAUGGAUGUUGCAUGGUGAAAGAUGUAGUUAAAGAUAAGCUUCGUGAAAUUGCACAAGCAAAAACAAUUGAGACUUGCCAAAAAGCUGUUGAGGCAUUGGAGGAAUCAAAAGAGUGGCAAAACAACCCAAAACUUGUAGAAUAUUUGAAAAGCACUUGGCUAUGCAUUCAAUACUUAUUAAUAUUAUUUAUCUAUACUUAUUAUUUGACUUAAUCUGUAACACUUUUUGAAUAUUAACCUGCUUUAUUUGAGUUAACCUAAAAUUAGAAAUUAUACUGGGUGAUCUUUAAAUAAUAUGAUUACUGGAUUUGUAUAUACCAAAACUCUAAUUUUAAAUAUAAUCGUUUUAUUUUUUUGCGAUUGAUUAAAUUUGACCUUUUUAUUAAUUUUAUUUAUCUUGUUUUAGUUAUUGUGAUGAAAAUAGAAGAGCACAUUCCUCAUAUAGAAAAUAUGAUGAUAAAGUUCCAGCAUAUUUGAUUGAUCAUCCACCAUCUUUAGUUAAACAUUGUAUGGCAUUGAUUGAUAAAUUUCAAGGUGUGGAUUUGCGGGGCAUAACUGCUUUGACAGACAAAUUAUACAAUGUAGCUUCUUUUAAUUCAAAUAGUAGAGAGAUUUACCAAUGCUACCUUGGUGAUUCUGAAUGUCUGCCAGCUUGUUCUUGUCCUAGUUGGUUUCGUCCCUCAUAUCCAUGUAAACACUUUCUUGCCAUUUUUCUAAAAGAGAAUCUCUCUUGGUCUGCAUUUGGCACUGCAUAUGCAAGUUCUCCUUAUUUCAAGCUGGAUUUGUUUUCAGAUGAAAAUAGUUUAGCUCAUUCCAAUAAGGUUUCAUUAUAUAAUAUUCAAUAUGAACAUGUUGAACCGCUACACAUAUCCUCUCUUUUUAAACAGAGUGACAAGGAAGUUCAAAAUUUUAAUUAUGUGCAUGUAAAUAGUAAUCAAGGUUUGAUUGCUAAAAACUACAGUAAUCAUACCUCUGCAAGCUGUCGUGAGCUCUUAAAUGAAAUUAAACAAAUGAGUUACUUAUGUGACUCUCAACAAGCUAUUGAUAAUUUGUUUGAAGGGCUUUGUCAACUUAAAACACGUUUAGCAGAAAGUCUUCCAGUAGAACAAGGAAUUCUGCUGCGUCCAGAGAUUCAACCUGGUACUUGGAAUAAGUCACACACAAAUUCACCAAAACUUAGUCUUCUCCCUGUGCGACGUAAAAGAAAAAUGACUAAGCGUGUUGGUGUUAAAUAUGACAAAUAUAAAGCAGCUGCUGAUAUUAGUGUGAUGGCUGAAAAGGAAAGUUAUAGUUCUGAAAUUGUCACAAGUCACUUAAUUGAUGAAAACUAUGAAAUUUUUAUGGUUCCUAAUAAAUCAAUUGAUAUCAUGGAACAUUUAACUGAUGAUAGUAACAACUCUGUUGAUAUGACUGUAAAUGAAGAUGUUAAACAAGAUAGAAUAGUGCUGCAAAUUCAAAGUCUUAAAUCAUCUUUGAUUGGUCAUAAAGAACAAAAUGAUAUCAUAAAAGGACAUAUGCUUAAUGAUAACGUAAUUCACUUUUGUCAGCAACUUAUGGCAAUCCAGUUAAAUAUUGAUGUUGGACUGCAAGAUCCCAUUAAAGGACAAAUUUUAUCUUUUGAUAUCUAUACAAGUACUCCAUUUGUCCAAAUUCUUCAUGAUGGAAAUCUUCACUGGUUAUGUGUAACCACAUAUGACUGUACUGUACACUGUUAUGUGUAACCACAUAUGACUGUCCAGGUGUAACCACAUAUGACUGUACACUGGUUAUGUGUAACCACAUAUCCAGUGUCCAGGGGAGAUAUAUGUUUUUGACAGCCUUUUCCACGGUACAAUCAGCUUAGAGACAAAAAGGCAAAUUUGCAAUAUUUUGCAUUGUCAAGAAAAAAAUCUUGUUUUUAAAGUUUUGCCAGUUCAACAGCAAACAAAUGGUGUGGAUUGUGGUAUUUAUGCUAUUGCCUGGGCUCGUCAGAUUCUUGAAACAAAAAGUUUACCCACAACAAAUCUAAUGUUUGAGGAAAGUGAAAUUAGAAGUCAUCUCCUAAAAUGUAUAUCAAAUAACCAGAUAGAGAUAUUCCCAGCAACUAAAAAUCCUUUUUCCUUUAGAAGAUGUGCUGCUAAGACUUUUCGUGUUCCUUUGCAUUGCUCUUGUCGUAUGUUUUGGGUGCCUGAAGACGAAGACAUAUAUAACAGGCAAAUGGCACAAUGCUGUGCUUGUAGUAGAUGGUUUCAUCGUGAAUGCGAAAAAAUUCCACUAAGUGCCUAUGAGAAGGAAGAUGAAAUUUGGAACUGUAAUGAUUGCCACAACCAGUCAAAUAAAUAAUAAUAAAACAAUACUGUUAUACAGCACAGGUAUAUAAUUUUUAAUAUAACGGACUGUUAAUGUCGAACAGUCAUAAUUACUUGCGUAACAUCCAAAUAUACAAUA
This is a messenger RNA of Hydra vulgaris (swiftwater hydra), 3138 nucleotides long. Lineage: Eukaryota; Metazoa; Cnidaria; Hydrozoa; Anthoathecata; Hydridae. The record is from RefSeq and is a predicted model, not a curated record.